AAAGUUUAGAUCCUGAAGAAUUUCGGGUGGCGGAGAAAAAACGUGAAGAAAUGAUAAAAUCUGGAAUUUCAUUUGUAGAAAAACCGGGAUUCGAACAUCCAAAGUCCGUUUAUUCUAGUAGAACAUUGGAUUAUCUAAUUAAGAAUUCAAAGGUCAUUUUAUAUAAUUUAUCCAAUACCAGAGAAAUGUCAAAGCAUAAUUACAGUAACGUUUCGGAAACUCUCUGUGAGACAAAACGUGAAGCUGAAGAAACUGAUGAUUUCCAUGAGAUAGUAGAUG
Molecule: messenger RNA, 279 nt
Organism: Acaulospora morrowiae
Lineage: Eukaryota; Fungi; Glomeromycota; Glomeromycetes; Diversisporales; Acaulosporaceae
Source: the annotation of a GenBank genome assembly